Messenger RNA from Dinoponera quadriceps, 2727 nucleotides. RefSeq names its product piggyBac transposable element-derived protein 4-like. Lineage: Eukaryota; Metazoa; Arthropoda; Insecta; Hymenoptera; Formicidae. The transcript has 2 exons. The record is from RefSeq and is a predicted model, not a curated record. Bases 506 to 2527 code for a protein of 673 amino acids.
GAAUGAUGCACAUUGCUAGCACGUUUCCCGAACGCACUCAUUGACAACCGUCGAUAAAUCGCGCAUUAACCAAUACAUUAUCGUAGUGUUUGAACGCAACUUAGUAUUUCCGCCCGUCGAUAGAUCGCGCAUUAACCAAUACAUUAUCGUGGUGUUUGAACGCAACUUAGUAUUUUCGCCCAGAAUCAGGAUAUUGCCCAUUUCAGCACGGGUCAUAACACGUAUUCGUAGAUUUCUAAACGACAAGUUGACCUUCAACCUUUUGUGAGAGAAGUUGACCUGUAUCAGCUCCUGUAGAUAAGUUUUCUCCAUUUUAUUUCAACGCAUCAGGCCUCUGAGACUUACGAUGUUGGUUGAAUAUAAAUUCUUAAAGGUCUGGGAAACCUAUAGUAUCACUUGAGGAGCUGAUCAGCAAUAGGUCUCAUAGGUCUUUGGCGCUAUAAAGGUAUACAUUUUUUAGAAGAUAUACAAGAAUCGUUUUCUUUUUUUAUUAGGAUUAGUAAUAAUGAACCCUCAAUACGCCUGGAAAUAUAUGACAGAUGACGAAAUAGUUACUGAAUACAAUGCAGUCAUUUCUGACGAGGAAUUUAGUGAUGAGUCUGAGGAUGAUGAGGAAGAAGAUAACAUCGAAUUCCCAGAAGACGCAGCAUCUGAAGAUUCUACAGAUGAUUCUGAUGUUGAUCUCGACUUUGAACCGAGCGUUUCUGAUAUUGAAGAAAAUAUAAUUUCCACAAUCAGAGAAAUCCUUGAAGGACCUGGCACGUCUGUCCAGCCAAAGUUAGGACAAAAGAGAAAAACAGGAAAGACAAGAAAACAAACUGAGUAUAUCAAAACUACGGACGGGAUAUCUCUGAAAAAAUCAAAAUCUCUUGAAGAUAAAGAAGUACCUCAACAAAUUGGAGAGACUGAAAAUGGAAAAGAGACAUAUAAGGUUACAAUCGAUGGAGAAGAGAUAUUGGGAAGAGAUAUGGAAACCAAAUGGGUAAACAAAAUAGGAAAACAUAAUAAAACAUCACAAAAGAACAUAGUCCAUAAAAGAAUUAAUACGCUACACUCUGCUGCUGAUGCCUAUGAACCAUUGGAUUGCUUCAUGGCCUUUUUUACUCCUGAAAUAAUAGGCACAGUUUUAGAACAUUCAAAUAAAGAAAUGAACAAGAAGAAAAGCACAUUUUCUCAGAAAAGAAAAAAUAGUAGCACCUUCAAAGACCUUGUGAAAGAAGAACUUGAAGCAUUCCUAGGCCUUCUUAUUUUGUCAGGGGCCCUGAAAAACAAUCAUAUUCCAGUGACAAAAUUGUACAACCCAAGACUGUGUGGGGAAAGAUACCAAGCUACUCUCUCGAUAAAUCGCUUUCGAUUUAUCAGUACUAGUCUAAGAUUCGAUGAUCGUGAAACAAGGAAAGAGAGAAAGAAAACAAAUAAAUUUGCACUCGUUUCACAGAUAUGGAACAUGCUGAUCGACCAGUGUAAAAAAAAUUAUAAGCCAAGCUCUUAUCUUACUAUCGGUGAGCAGCUAGUAGGAUUCAGGGACAGAUGUCCUUUUCGUACGUACAUGCCAAACAAACGUAACAAAUAUGGUAUAAAGAUUCUAAUGAUGUGUGAUCAAGCAACACAGUAUAUGAUAAAUGCUAUCCCCUAUCUUGGUAAAAGUUCAACAUCCGGCAAAAUUUCUGCUUCCAGCCAUUUUAUAAAAACUCUUGUGGAACCUAUGUCAGGAUCUAAUCGCAACAUUACAGCUAACAGCUGGUUCACCUCCGUGCCUCUCGUAGAAGAACUUCUAGAUAAAUUCCAACUGACCUAUAUAGGAACAAUAAAAAAGAACAAGCUUCAGCUUCCUUAUCAAUUUAUAAAUAUCAAAUACAAAAACCGCAAUGUUGGAUCUUCGCUUUUCAUUUUCAGAAAAAACAUGACUGCGGUUUCAUAUAAAGCCAAGAAAAACAAGCUGGUCACUUUAAUCUCGACAUUUCACAACGAUGAUGCUGUCAACACGUUGGGAAAGGCGGAAAUUGUGUUAAAUUAUAGCAACACGAAAAAUGCUGUUGACGCUUUCGAUCAGAUGUGCCAACAUAGGAACUGUGGACGAAAAACUAAAAGAUGGCCUGCAUGCAUAUUUUAUAAUAUGAUCAACAUUGCCUGUAUAAAUGCUUACGUUGUCUACGUACACAAUUUUUACAAAAAAAAAUCUCAUGACCCAUCAUCACCUAGUGAAAAACAAGAGAAGCCACUAUCUAGAUUUGAUUUUAUGUUAAAGCUGGAAGAGCAGUUAUCCCAACCAUGGUUGCGAGAGAGAUUGAAAAUGCCUAUAACGAAAUCUUUACGACAGAGCAUAAAAAGAUGUUUACUAAAUGGUGUACAAGAACCGACGAAUGUAGAACAAACAAACGACGAGCCUGCGAUAAAAAAACGGAGAUAUUGUACUUUUUGCGACUAUAAGAAGCAAAGAAAGUCGAAAAUGGAAUGCGAUCUCUGUAGAACACCCGUCUGUGGUGAACAUUAUAAAAAAAUUUGCGCUAAUUGUGAUAGAAUGUGAUAUACACGAAACAAAGUUCCAUGUUUUAACUAAGUCAUUUUCUUUUACAGAUUUUAUAUAUACGUAAUUUUCAAAAAACUAAGACUGAUUUAAAAUGUAAAGACUUUUCAAUGUGAUCAAUUUCUUCUUAUUCUAGAUUUGUUUGUGUUCAAAUGAAACGCUUAAGAAAAUUUUUAUAUUAAAAGUUUUAAGGAAGUUUU